AUGCCGGAGUCCCGGAAUGUGAAGCUGGACGCUCUGUCGUGGCAGUUUUCGACGAAGAAGGAGAAACAGGAUCCUGAGCCCAUCCUUCCAGCAACUUGCAUUAUUGGAACAAUCACAUGGGAGAUCGAGUUGGCCCUUCGGGAGGUUAAGAGCCGAACCGGAUCCCGGAGGAGGGCUCGCAGGGCGAUCUUUGUUCCCUCCACCGUUCACUCCCAGCCCACCUUGUCACCAGAUGCUCGGGAAUAUGUCUCCACCUGCUCUACAUGUGCCCGAGACAAGUUGGGGAAUCAACCUCGAGCUGGCUUGCUACAACCACCAACUCGGCCGUGGUUUCAUAUCACGGUGGACUUCGCCAUCGGCCUACCCCCAUCAGCAGCACUUCCUAAGCCCACGUCGGUCCUGGAGACAGCCCAGCAGCUCACUAACCACGUGUUCCCCCUCCAUGGCAUCCCGGAGGAUAUAAAAAGGAGCACACCACAAAAGGAGCACACCAGUCAGGAGCUGAAGACAGUGCUUCGCUGCAUCGUCGCCUCCAACCAGAUCAUCUGGAGCGAGCAAUUGCCCUGGGUGGAGUAUACCCACAACAGCUUGAAGUCAUCGGCUACAGGGCGUGUCGCCGGCUUUGGAGGGCCACUCGGGCGGCACUGUUACAGCACCAAAGAACGCAACAAACAUGCCAACCGGCAUAAAACUCCCACUCCAGAAUACACCAUCGGUCAGAAGACCGCUGAUUUUUGUGGUAGCACAAACAUGGACACAAAUGAUUCAUCACUCAGCUCAACAUCCAUCCUGACCCAGCUGCCUCUCAAUACCACAGCAUUCAUAAACAGCACGGUAAAAUCCUUCAGUGUGUUUGAUGGGUGCGAAAACCUGAUAGAGGCCAUUCUUUUUGACCUGGCCAUGCAGUGCAUCAACGUAAUUUUGGGUAUCCCAGCCAACUUACUCGUCAUUGCUAUUCUCAUCCACAAUCGCAAAGAGCCUUCCACUUCAGACAUAUUCUUGGGCUGCUUGGCCUUCAUGGAUGCCUACUUUGGUGCAAUGACCCCCCUGAGCUUCCUUAAUCUCUACCUCUGGCAGCUCAAAGAGGUUUGGUCAGCCAUUAAGUUCUCCUUUGGGGUGAAAGACACCAGCGGCCCGUUGUUCCUCUCCUGCAUCUGCUUGGAUCGCUUUGUAGCUGUACUCUUUCCAAUCGCAUUUGGGCAACUUAAACACUUCAAGUACAGGUUAGGCCUCUCAGUGCUGGUGCUCUGUCUCACCUUUGCCUACUCAGCAGCCAAGAUGGUGGGAGGGCUCCCCAACUUUGAAAAGUUGUUCACCGGUGAGGUACUGGCAGCAUUUACUUGGAUGGUGGUGUGUAACGCAAGCAUCCUGUGGGCACUGAAGAAGUCCACCGGAGCAGGGAAGGAUGCAAUGCACCCCAUGAAAAAGAAGGCCUUCAAGAUGGUGCUCUCUAUCCUGUGUAUCAUCGUGUUCAACUACCUGCCACUUGUUGCUCUGUUUCCAUUUGAGGACUACUACUCCCCUCAUGUGUUUCGCUGCUACGUUCAGCCCGCGGGUUUUGCCUUUCUGAACAUCAGCAGCACAAUCCAGCCCCUUGUCUACUUGUCUCGUCUAGAGAAGGUGCCUUUCCUCUCUGAUGCCAGCAUUAAAAAGAUUACUUCCUGUUUCAACCCAGAGAAGAACCAGAAUGCACAGGAGCAAAACCCACCUGCUUAG
Pelmatolapia mariae (spotted tilapia) is the source of this 1716-nucleotide messenger RNA. RefSeq lists its product as uncharacterized. Gene Ontology annotation, biological process: phospholipase C-activating G protein-coupled receptor signaling pathway; positive regulation of Rho protein signal transduction. Gene Ontology annotation, molecular function: G protein-coupled receptor activity. Lineage: Eukaryota; Metazoa; Chordata; Actinopteri; Cichliformes; Cichlidae. Gene Ontology annotation, cellular component: plasma membrane. The coding region runs from base 1 to 1716 and encodes 571 amino acids. The record is from RefSeq and is a predicted model, not a curated record. The transcript is spliced from 6 exons.